AUGAGGAAUCUUGCGACAACAUGCCUCCUAGCCCUCUCCCUACUCCCAGGUCUCACUCGCGCAGCCUGUGAGUGCGGAUACUCCGCCAACGUCACUGGCACCGUUGAGGUCUUCACAGACCUGAUCGAGACCGACUUCACAAAGGUCAAGGACAUCAAGAACAACACGGACUGGGUCCGUCAGGAGUUCAACAAGACCAGCACCAACGCGAGGGGGCCCCUGGGCGAGAAGUUCCAGCCAACCAACAUUGCUGCCGUCCACGAAGGGUCGAGCUCGUACGGACUCAGCUCGACACAGGCAGACGCGGGAUUGCAGCUGCUGGUCGAGAGUUCCACGGUGGACGGCCUGGUGCCGACCGCCGAGAUCGACUCCGCGCGACAUGAUGUACACCACGGUUCGUUCCGGGCGAUGAUGAAGGUGCCGGAUGUUGCUGGGACGUGUGCCGCCUUUUUCUGGUACCACAACGACACGCAGGAAAUCGACAUUGAGUUCCUCACGAAAGAGUUCAGCUCGUCCAACAGUAGCUUUCCGAUAAACCUCGUCUUGCACUCGCGUGCCUCGCUCGAGAAGGGCUAUGACGCCUCCGGCACGGGCAACUUUCUCAAGGUCAACCUAGGCUUCAACCCGACGACGGACUUCCACGAGUAUCGCAUAGACUACCUACCCGGCAAAGUGACAUUCUACGCCGAUGGUAAGGUCUUGGGUACCAUGAACGGCAGCGCCGUACCCACCGAGGGCGGCCACCUGAUCCUCCAGCACUGGAGUAACGGCAACCCACUGUGGUCGGGGGGCCCGCCCAAGAGGGACGCCAUUCUGACGGUGGCCUCCGUCAAGGCCUAUUUCAACUCGUCACUUGAUGCGCGCAGGGCCGACCACGAGGACCGGUGCGUCGAUCCCGCGGCACCGGGCGCCGUGUGUGCCAUCCCUGAUGAACCCGCCUUUUUCUUCAGCACGCAGGCCAACAUGACAAUCAACCAAACAGUGUCAGGGAUGCCGGCUGCCGAUAGAAGCAUCGCUGGGACAGUGAACACGCCGCCAUGGGCUUUGGCUUUUGUCUUGUGGUUGUUGUUGCUGUCCCUGGGUGUUUGA
Messenger RNA from Colletotrichum higginsianum IMI 349063, 1089 nucleotides. RefSeq names its product Endo-1,3-1,4-b-glucanase. The transcript has 2 exons. Gene Ontology annotation, molecular function: hydrolase activity, hydrolyzing O-glycosyl compounds. The record is from RefSeq and is a predicted model, not a curated record. Lineage: Eukaryota; Fungi; Ascomycota; Sordariomycetes; Glomerellales; Glomerellaceae. Gene Ontology annotation, biological process: carbohydrate metabolic process. Bases 1 to 1089 code for a protein of 362 amino acids.